AUGUCGAAAGAAACACAGACAAAAGUAAAGUUUAGUUAUAAUCGCAGUUCUCGCAAGGUUUUGAUUGAUGUAAAACACGGCACAACUGUGUGGUUUACCGGCGAAUUAGCAACGGUCUUGGGAUUUGACCAGGACACACUUAUUGAAAAGAAAACGUCGAGUCCCUGUGCUGCAGAUAUCAAUGGUGAAUUUUCCUCCAUGUAUAUCUAUACUGAUAUCGUUGAUGCACAGUUUGUGGGCGAUGUGAAAGUUCCUUUACUACGAAUCGUUAAUAUCGAAGGGGAAUAUGGAAACACCGUUCACGACAGUUUCGUAAUUUGCAAUACGUACCGGUCAAAGUAA
Messenger RNA from Paramuricea clavata, 342 nucleotides. The record is from the annotation of a GenBank genome assembly. NCBI's taxonomy places the organism in Eukaryota, Metazoa, Cnidaria, Anthozoa, Malacalcyonacea, Plexauridae.